UGUUUGUUUGCCUCCAUGGCUUGACUUAUAUUUCUUUAAAAAUUAAAAGUGCUCAAAAUCUUCACCAAAAACAUUAUAUAUCUACAAAAAUCUUGUGACAAACAAAAAAACGGAAUAAAUACAAAAUCUGUAUUCAAAAUGUUUAGCCAAGAACCCAUUUAAGAAGAACAUUGAGGUUAUUUAUAGCAAAUCGCGAUUCGAUACACCAGGAGAUGGCUGAACAGACGCCCCUUGGAACCACUAAAUCGGACCUGUAUCAAGCAGUUACAUCUCUAUUAUACGCUGCUCUACAACCUGAUAGUGAGAUUCAAAAAGACAUAAAUGUGAGGCUACAACGUAUUGAAGUUAUUGAAGAAUAUCCUCUGGUAUUAUGCAAAAUAAUAGGAUCAGAAGGAGAAUCUAUGUCUCAACGUUAUACAGCUGCUGUUUUUUUAAAAAAAUAUUUGGACGAUACAGCAAAUCAAUGUGGUGGAAAAAAAUAUAACUUUGGUGAAUCCGACAUAGGCCGAAUCAUGACAAUAAAACUUUUACCCUAUAUGUCUUUGAACGAUUCAAAAAUAACGGAAAUUGUGAGCUACUGCAUUGCUGCACUUUUAUCCAUGGGAUUUUGGAAUAGCAUAGGAUCGUUGAUAAAUGACAUGCUAUUAAGUGGAGACCCGUAUCAAGUGGGAGUUGCAAUAACUAUUAUUUACAAAGCUACGGACAGUAGGUUCUUAAAAUGUAGUCACUAUUGCACAAUUGAUUAUAAAUUGUUUGAUUUAUUGCUUGCUGUUUUAAACAAGACAAAUAUUUCCCUAAAUAUCCGAAUUCUUACAAUCCGACCAAUGUUUUCAAUAAUGAAAUAUUUAUGCCCAGAUGAAAAUUACCUUCAAGAUUGCGUUACGAAAUUUACUGAGGAGAUAGAAAAAAAUUUAAACGAACCCUAUUCUGCAAACUUUGAAUAUGGACUCAAAAGUGAAUUACUUAAGUACCUUAAUUACUCUAUUUCGACAUUUGCUGCAUAUAAUAACAUAAUGAUUCCUCCCAUGCUUCCGAUUAUUGGUAAUUUACUGACCGUUUGUUGUGAACAAUAUAAGAACAUAAUAAGGGUUUCUGAAAAACCACCAAUUGAUUCAGAUGAAAGUGAGGAAGAACCGAAAGCCUUCUUUGGAUUAAUUAAUGGCUUGUUGAAAUUUAUAUUUUCACUAAUUAACAAGACAUAUUUCGAAGUUUUAAUUGAAGAUCUGGAUAAGCUCAUUUAUUGUGUCUAUAUUUUUAUGGCUUAUGAUUAUGACUUGAAUCAUAAUGAGAUGAACAAUUAUAAUGUGUGUGUCAGGAACACUUGUGGAAAGGUUUUAAAGUGCAGCCUUGAUAAAAUUGAGAGUCGUUUACCAAACGGAAAGGCAUUAUUCUUUAAAAGUAUGCACAAUGUUUUUCAAAGAUUCAACACAGAAAUUGAACAAACUAAUGACACUCAUAAAGUUUACUUCAUGUCGAGGCUUACUGAAUCUAUGAUACUUGGGUCAUCAUUUGUGCAAGAGACUUAUGUUGCUAAUGAUGAAUUAUUAUUUCCAUUGAAGCAUUAUCUGAAUUAUUGGACUAGUUUAUUGGAACAUUGUGACGCUAUGCUACAAGGCAGAAUCUUAUGGAUAGGGAGUAUUUAUUGCGCAGAACUUACCACUAGUGUCAUGGAAUGUCAUUUUAAUUUUAUUAUGGCUAAUUUGGAAGGAGACAAUGAAAAUUUACUUGUAGCAUCUGGAGAAGCCUUAUCUAAUUACCUCAAAGGAUUUAGAAGCAUGAUACCUGACAAACAAUUCAUUAUUACCAGAUGCGUAAAACAGAUAAUGAAUAUUCUACUAAACAUUUUGAAAAAACCCAAUGAUUUUCCAUUGAAUCAAUCAUUGAACACUUUGGGAUAUUUAGUUAAGUCCCAUAGUGAUGUAGCCAAGGAAAAUAUUGAGCAAAUUGAAGAUAUUCUAAUCAAUAUCACUAUGAAUCACAUUUAUGACCCAAAUAUAAUGAACGAAGUUGUAUUUAUCUGCGUGAAGUUGGCCCAGGCGCAAGGAUUUACCGUGCAACACGAUAGAUUUAUACAUUUUUUACUAAAUUUUAUAAACACUCCACCAACAGAUAAGAGGCACAAUAAUUUAGAUAAAGCUCUUGAUAUUUUGAAUACAAUUUGCCUGUAUUCGCCAUCUCUUGAUGAAUAUUUAGUAUUACAAACGUUCUUGAAUGCUGUGCGAUGUCUUAUGUUGAAUACUGAGCGAGAAACGGCAAUUGAUGAGUCUGCAGAAAAUUUAUUGACCACCUUAAUUGUCAAAGGACCAAAUCAGAUUAAUUUUAUUAGUCAUUCAGCACAUAAAGAACAAUUCAGUGAAUUUCCAAGAUUAUUAGAAAUGCUAAUACAGCAAGGCAUAAAAACACCAAGAAAUGUAUUGGGGAAACUAGUAAUUGUAACAAUGUUUUCAUUUCCUGAACUAAUGCUACCCCAUCAUGAAACAAUAUUAAGAAACGUAAUUACUGGAUGUGCCAAUCAUGAUAGGGAGAAGAUUCGUACUAAUUGGAUCAUUUUUAUUUUCAUCUGCAUGCUACAAACAAAUGAGACUAUAAGGUAUUUGUCUUUUCUUCCUGGACCCUCUGGAGGCAGCGCUUUAAGUUUCAUUUUGAAGCUCUGGGGACAUGAUUUUUUCUCAGAGAUCGAUCCUAUUGAAAAACAAAUUAUUGUUUUGUCACUAGAACGCAUAAUCCAAUACUGCUUUGAGAACCCAGUUGCAUUUGAAAUGAUGCAAGAUAUACAAAUACCAUUUGAAAUGUGGUAUAAUAAUACAUCAACCCGUGACACCUUUAAUGGUAUAGAUUAUCUGUAUUAUCUGUUAAUACAGUGUAUUUUAUAUGAAAGUUUGGAGGGUAAUAUAGAUUAUGAACCUCCACUAUAUAACUUUUCGGAUUUUGGAGAAUACGCUUGGAAAAGACACAGAGAAGAUGAAAUAUUCCUAUACUAUUCUCAUCCAUUCAGUAUCGAUUUUGUACAAGACAUUAUUCAUUUUCUCCAAAAGUCCACUGAACCAUAUUUCAGCGUAGUCAGACGAUUUCUUACUCCAGUAAACCAUAUACAACUUAAAAGCCUUGGGUGUAUUACCGCAGACGCUUUACCUUUGGCUUUACCUGAACAAAUAAUGCAUGUUCAGGAAGCAAUGGAGUGACCUCGGGAGUGACAAAAUAAACAGCCUAAAUUUGGUAAAAAAAAAAAAAAACUAAAAAGCCCUUAAUAUCUAAUACCAAAUUUAGGCUCUAACUUUACCAAAUAGAUGGAAAAACAAAACGCUUUUGAAUAUGUUAAUUCACAGGUUGACUGCCAUGCAAUCCUAUAUUUCUUUACAAGUAUAUUUUGUAGUCACUGUCUGGUGGUUGUCACAGUUGCAUAUUCCCAUUUUUCAAAAGUUUCGUCUGCUAGAAACAAGUAAAGAUCCUUCAAACUAUCUCAAAAACGUUCUCAGAUUUCAACUGGUAGGAAGAAAAAAGCACAAAAUAUAAUGAUGAAUCUCCCUCAGCACUUACUAUUUUUCUAAUUCCUCCUUAAGAAACAUUUCCAUAUUGAAAAUUUUGAAGGAACGCCACUAGAACUGUUGCUUGGAAAUGAUUUAUAUCUCUCUCCUAAAGAAAUAUAAUAUGGGAUUGUGUGCCAUAGGAGUAAAAUAUAUAUACAGAGCAACCCUAAGAAGCUGGCAGGGCAAAUAUAUGUAUAUAUUUUUUUUUCACUGGGGAAUCGUACUUGGCAGUUAAUCUGUUGUCUUAGCCUUAUAUAUUUAAUACUUCUGUAUAGUCCAUCUAGAAAGUAUCUGGAAAAACGAAAGCACAAUAUUUAUAAUUUUCUGGCAUAUAUUUUUAUUACUUGAAUUAGAAAAUUACAACAAAUAAUGAAUCGCAUUCAUCUAUUAAAAUUAGGAAAACUAUAGAAUUCCAGACACUUACUACAUGGACUAAAUUACAUAUUUGAAUGUUAAACAACAGUUGAUGAUCAGACAUUUUUAGAUUAUUUUUUCAGCAUAAAUACAUAAUUAUGUUUUUAAAUUGCAAUUAUUAUAUCAUUAAUAAUGAAUACUUAAUUCACAAUUCGACGUCAGAACUAAAGGUAAGAUUUACCAUAAUCUCUCAAAUGGUAGAGUUAAUAUUCCUUAAACUGAAGGUUGGCAUCGUCAGGUAUAAAUCGAUGUUAAUCAUAGGUGCGUCACAAAAUGUUUAGAAAUUGCGGAUUCGAAAUUUUCUGGGAUUACUAGUUGAAGCAGAAAAUGUAGAAAUGUGUUAUUCGAAAUAUGAAAAUACACUUUAGUUGUGGUUUUCUUCUUCUUCCUGUUAACCAAUGGCCCCUUGUCGUAUAAAAACAGUUAGCCAGAGCGUAUCACUUGUGCAUCGGGGUGGGGUUACCCCACUUGCCAAUAGUUUAGGUUUCAAUUGGGGAUUAGUAGGUCAUUUUUUGCUGUGGCGUGUACAGCGGGGAAUUUGGAAACGCCAGAGAGAUAGUAUAUAGGAUAUGUGCCUGAAAAAAUGAACAUAUAACAACCAAUCAAAUUUUAUAAGCAUUAGCACCUACUAGCUUUCUAAAUCAUACAGCACCACUCUACAAUACAACUGUAACCAUGAACUACUGCUUAUUUUCAGAUUCUUACUUCAAACUUCUUGAUACAAUCCAUAACCAUCUCUGCUUUCCUGCUGGUUGGAUUUGCAAGAAUUUCUUCCAUCUGUAUCGGUCCUCCUAUCAUCUUGUUCAGUCUUGAAUACAACCAAUCUGUAGGACUUCUGUUUAACUCACAGUUCAAGAGCACAUGAUUUAUAUCACCCAUUCCACCACAUUCACAAUACUCGCUGUCCUGCAUGCCAAGUUUGUAUUUGUGUUUAGGUAUGAGGCAAUGUGUAGUUCUGAUUCUGCAAAAGACGCUAGUUUUUUGUCUAUCAGCCCUUUUAAUUUUUGCAAACCAAGGUGUUUUUUGUUAAUUUGUAAUUGAAUGAUUUCUACUUUUAUCGGUAAAUUCCACAGCCCAUUUUCUCCACGUCUCUUCCUUAGCUACUCUGAAUAAAUCAUCAUUGUUGUUCAUAGCAUCAUUUGCCUCUCGGCCUCCUCCAGCAAGUCUAUGUGCCUUUUCAUUUCCUGUUAUGCCUGUAUGACUAGGCACCCACAGUAUUUUUAUUUCCUUUCCUCCAUCCUGCAUAUCUAAUAUUUUCUUCCUCGUUCUCAACGUGAUUCUAUCUCUCUGUUGAUGCCAUCUCUGACAAUUUUCAAAAUAGCACUUUUAGAAUUAAAACUUUCUGUGUCAAUCUCUUACGUAUUGAGGCCAGUAUAGAUGGCUAGCACCUCCACUGAACAAAUGUUGGUUAGAUCCUGGCAUUUCCCUUUUAUUGAGAUUUUUUUGUUGUAUAUUCCAAUUCCGCAAUGUGUUGAUAUUAGCUCCAAAGAUGCAUCCGUAUAUAUUUUUUCAUGGUCCGAGUAUUCCUCCUCCAACUGCUUCAAUAAGAUUUGGCCAUCUGGACUGAACUUUUGUAUAUUCGAAUCCCCCCAGUCCGCAGUUGAGUUGCCAUAUCCUCUUCGAAACAUGGCAGAUUGUCCGUUCUUUCCAAUAUUCCUACGUGGGCCAACACAUAAUCCACCCCCUCCAUUACCGCUGGAGCGCACUUGGUCCGUCAAUAGAGAGGAUCCUGAUUGUAACAAGCAUAGAAGUUGAGUAUCACCCUAUUGACCUCGUCCCCUCUAAUGGCUACUUUUCUGAGCAUCAACUUUGUACUAAGUAAGUUCCUUCGCUUUAUCAAUGGCAUUUCUGCCGCUUCAGAUAACAACGCCAUUAUGGGAGUGCUUUUCAUGCAGCCAAUCACAACUCUCAAGGCCUGGUACUGAAUGCGAUCCAUUUUGCUAGAAUUCAUCUUGCUUAGAUCGUACAUCGCUUGACAGCCAUAAUCAAAAUGGGUUCUAACCAGACCUUUAUAAAUGUUCAACAAUAUAUUUGGGUCAGCGUACCACCAGGUUCUUGUAAUUGCUCUCAUUAUUUUAAUUCCUUUCUGCGCCUUGUUAAUCACAUAUUCAAUGUGUUCGUUCCACUUCAACUUCCUGUCCAGUAUGACACCCAAGUACUUAUAAUUCUCAACUUCUCUAUUUAACUCUCUUAUAUUUGUUAUUGGAUUAUUUGAUGAAUGGAGCUUGUAUUCCUCCAAAGGCAUAGUGGAUGUUGUUUGGGGAAAGUAUGACAUCUGGCGGGGAGUACGCCGUGACAAUAGUAGCUUCUUUAAUUUUGAUCCCCAUGACUUGGCAUCUUUGGUUGAAGUUAUUAUUCAUGUUACAUUUAGUGUGGGGUAUGUCCUUUUUGUUCAACAUAGCAAUACCUCCUUUUCCAUCAUCUCUAUCUAAUCUGUGUGUUACAUAGUAUUUGACCUUCACAGCAUUGUCUGCCUUGAGCCAUGUCUCAUUAAUCAAUAAAACAUCCAGGUUUUCGUUAUUUAUUAAGAUAGUCAAAUCGUCAAGUUUCUUAAAACACUCCUAAUGUUCCAUUGGAUUAUUUUCAUGUUGGGUUUGUUCAUAAUAAAAUCUAUCUACAUUAGCGUGUGCAUCUUUCAAAAUUGAUUGUCUAAAUCGUGAUGGGAUCCUCCAGAUUCCUGGGUUGCAUUCUGGAUUUCCUCCAUAAUUGCAUCUUUCACCUCUUGGGUCGAAGUUGUUUUGCCAAUAAGUUGUUUUACAACCUCUAAUAUUGGUGUUGGCUGGAACGAGUAGGUAUUACCAACUGGCGAGCCUUCCCUUGUACUCCUUUGAGUAGGCGUUCUAGCAGGAGCAGGAAUCAGACAUUUUUUGUGCAUUUCUCUGUCGUAGCCUGGCGAACAGGGAUUUUUUUUCAGGUUACAUGCAGCCGAAGCAUAUGAUGGUUUUCUUGGAGUCAUAGAGGUUGAUAUGUAUAAAUGUCUUGGAUUCGCUUCAAUUGGUCUACUGGUUUCUGAAGCUCUUCUUGUAGGAUUCAGAACUGGAAAGUCUCUAUGAUCCAAGUUCUCUCUCUGUCUUAUAUUUUCAUCUCCUUUCGGGUGUUUAUUCCUUGCUUCAAAAUAGGAGAUGUUUUCUGUUAUCAUUGUAGCUUUGAUUGCUUUUUGUCUCAGGGACUCCUUGCAUUGUCUAUCAGUGGUUUUAUGUUCCAUGUUGCAGUAUAAGCAAUAAGGUGUGCUUUGUUCACAGUCCUUUUCUUCGUGCUUCUUCCGCACAUAUCGGACAUCUUCGUUUGCCUCGGCACUUUUUGGCCGUAUGGCCAAAACAUUUGAAACACAUCAAUAGUGGACUUAUAUAGACUGAGAUCAUCACAUCACAGAAAUCUAGGUUCACUGAUCUUGAAUCACUUUCCCUUGGAAUGUAAACACCACUGAUUCAGUGUUUACAUAGAUACUAUCCCCAUUUUUAGUUAUUCUCUUCUUUAGCCUCUUGGCCUCGACAACAUUUGCAACGGAUUUUGUAUACUCGACUAUUUCCUCUUCUGCUAAGCCUUUGUAAAUACCUCUGGCUAUUCCUUUGCAAGUGACUAGGCUAGCUGGAAUAUAUGCAUUCAGACAUUCCUCUAAUUACAUUUUAUUAGUUAAAAAUUUAUUUGCAUUAAGAUAGUCAGUAAAUUUUAUUCCAACUCUGUUUUCACCUUUUCUGGAGGUUUUCUCCACUCCUCCUAUUUUUUUAUUUCUUAGAAGUCUACCAAUACUCUUGGGAUGCAUAUUACCAAUAUUUUCCUCAUUUUUGCUUUCAACAAUAACCAUGUAAGGUUUAGAAUCUCUGAAAUUGUAUACAAAAUUACUUGUCUUUUUUUUGUCCAUAUUGCCACGCCCCCGAAGGCCCCCUGGUUCUACAAUCAUGUGGUUAGAAAAAGGCAAAGCAGGAAAAAGCUAUGCUAAGGCAAGCAGGGGUUCAAAUUUUAUUCUGAGGACUUACCCCAAGAUGCACUUAAUUAUUUUCUCUUUCACAAUUAAGUAUUUUCACUACCCAAACACUUUUAUUUCGCGAAAAUGAAUCGAAAAUUAGAAUACCGAGCUGUCACUCUCUGGCGCCAAUCGUCGACCCCUUUGUGGUCUUCUAGUUCAUUGGUCAUCACAAUAUGACACAUAUACAUACAUAUACACGUAACCUCGCAGGCAUAAGAAAAUAAUUACCAACUUCAAGAGAUAAAUAUUAUCUUUAACUCUGACGCUGGAUUGUGAAUUAACUAUGUACCAUUUUUCUUUAAAUAAUUUUGAAAAUGUCUAUCAAGAAAUUGUCAAUAACAAAGAAAUAUUCUUUUUUUAUUUAUUAUUUUUUUAUUACCUAUUUCGUAUUAUAGUUUUAUUUUAUGUGAAACAUGAUAUACCUAAGAUAAAAUGGUCUUUAAGCACCUACUUUAUAUUUAAAUUUUUUGAAAUCAUUAUCAAAAUGCUGUCAAGAAUUGUUAAUGUAAAAGAAAUACUACGUUUUUAAUUUAAUGUUUUUUUUUAAUUACCUAUAUAGUAUUAUGUUUUUAUUCUCGCAAUUAUUUUUGUAAUAUGCACCUACAUGUCAUGAACAGUCAAAGUUUGACAUUUUUAGAUUGAUAUUUCAGCAAAGCUAAUAUCAUAUGUUUUUGAUUUGCACUUAUUUUUAGUUUAUGAUAUGUAUAAUAAGUACCUACCUACUAUAUGUUUAUCAGUUUUUUGAAUCAUUAUAAAAAUGUCUGUCAAAAAAAAACUGUUGAUGAAGUUCUUUUUUAAUUGCUUUUUUUUUAUUUACCAACCAUUAUAUUUUCAUUUCGUAAGAAAAGCCAGGAUACCUUAGAGAAGACGGUCAUUCACUAUUAUUUGUGUAAUUUAUAAAUGUCAUCAACAGUUAAAGUUCGACAUUUUUAGAUUGAUAUUUCAGCAUAGUUAAUCAUGUUUUUUUUUCUCCCUGUUUUUUCUAAAUUAUUAUAAAAAUGUCUGUCAAGAAAUUGUUGAUGAAGAAAAAAAAAUAGUUUUUUUUUAUUUACUGUUAUUUCUCAAAAAUUACCUACUUAUUUAUAGGUAUCAUACUGUAUUUUUAUUUCGCAGGAAAAUACAUGAUAUACUUUAGACAAGAUAGAUGGUCUUUCACUAUAAAUUGUGUAAUUUUUAUAUGUCAUCAACAGUUGAAGUUAGACAUUUUCCGAUUGAUAUUUCAGCAUGGUUAAUUAUGAUUUUAAUUUGCAAUUAUUAUUACAUAUACUACAUAUAACUACAUAUACUACAUACACUCAUCAAAAUAGUCUAGGGAACAAGAAAUAUCUGUCUUUUAAUUUUAAGACAAAACAACUUUUUUUAAAGAUAAAGUGGGUAUUAUUUAUUAAAUAAAUCUUAUCAAAUUUGCCAUAUCGGGUUUUUUUGCAACCUCGUUUAGUUUAAAUAUUUCAUAAAUAAAAUCAGCACAAAAUUUCUGGAUAAGUAUAGGUAUGUAUUCUUUUGUUCCCUAGACCAUUUCGAUGAGUAUAUUUAACUUUUUUUUUUAAUCUUUUCAAAAUUGUUUGUCAAAAAACUCGUAAUGUUAGUUUUUAUAUUUAUUGUUUUUCUUAGAUUAUAUUAUUAUAUCCUCCUAAUUUUAUCGCGUGAAAAAAAAAAGAGCUAUAUUUUAAACAAGAUGGACUUUCGUUAUUAUUUGUGUAAUUUAUAUACAGGCUGAUCAGAUGAAGAUAGCUCGUAAUCUACAUGCCCCACGAUCUUUGAGUAAAACAUGUAUUAACAAAUAUGAGUUGAGAAUAUUUCCAAGUUUCUUAGUUCACCCUCAAAUAUUGCAUCAGCUAUGUGUUACAGAAACUUGUUGUUUUCUCGAAAUAUCUUAGGUAGACCUGAUGGAAUGUAUUUUUAGUCCUUUACAACUUUUUUUGAACAUUCUAUUUCCUCUAGUUGCCAUAGCAAUGACAUGGUGAAGUAAAACAUCUUGAAAUGUUCAAACUGUUGUAACUUAGUCAUGCCUCGACCGAUUUUGACCAUCUAUGUAUUGCUUUAAAGAUCACUUAGUUCACAUUAAAUUUUAUUAUAAAUUAUUUUUAUGUUGUUUUUUUUAGUCCAGCGAAAGAGGUCAAUAUUCGAAAAAUUUUACUUAAUUCGGUUCAUUGGGCCAAAAGUUAAAAAAUAUAAUAAAUCAAAAGUCAAUAAAGUGAUUAACUUCAAAGAUAUUGUAAGAAUGAGUAGAUUCCGAGAUACAGCUGGUAGCCAUUGGUAUCUGAUCAACCUGUAUGUCAUCAAAAGUUGAGCUUCGGACAUUUUCAGAUUGAUAUUUCAUGUCUUGCCCUUAUUAUUUCAUUACUUUCAGUUUAUACAUAAAUUUAUGGAGAAUAAAUACUACAUAUUCCCCUUUUUUUUCUAAAUCGUUCUGAAAAUGUCUGUCAGAAAUUGUUAAUUUGGUUUUUUAUUUGUUUUUGAAAUUAUAUAUAUUAUAUAUCCUAUUAUGUUUUUAUUUUGUGUGAAAAUAGAUGUUAUAUCUUAGUUAGAGAGAAUGGACUUUUGGCAUUAUUUUUGUAAUUUUAAUUUAUAUAACUAAUAUACUGUCAUCAACGGUUUGUAAUUUUUCAGAUUGCCAUAAAAUGAAGAUAAUGCAGGUAACAUAGAUAACAGAGUAAGCAUUUAUCGAUUCAGUGGAUUUAGCAAAUCAGUAACUUCUUACCCAUAAGGAACUCAAGCAUAUUUUCAAUUACAAUGGCUUUGCCCAACCUUGGUUAUUACUAAUAAAGGUCUAUAAUUGGACAUGGACAUUGGCAUAGAGAAACAUUUUAUUUUAUUUUAUUUUAUCAUCAUAAUUUUCUAAAUUUAUUCUUAACUUUGAGAAUAUGACACAUUUAAAAAAAGUUCCUAUGAGUAUACUAUAUUUAUUUUAAAAUAUUUUUGUUUUAGGAUCUUUAGGAUCAAAAGAAAAUCGUUGCUAUUCGUUGUCUAUAAAUUAUUUGUG
Ceutorhynchus assimilis (cabbage seed weevil) is the source of this 10891-nucleotide messenger RNA. The record is from the annotation of a GenBank genome assembly. Lineage: Eukaryota; Metazoa; Arthropoda; Insecta; Coleoptera; Curculionidae.